Cucurbita maxima (winter squash) is the source of this 626-nucleotide messenger RNA. Its product is annotated as auxin-responsive protein SAUR32-like. The record is from RefSeq and is a predicted model, not a curated record. The transcript has a single exon. Bases 35 to 337 code for a protein of 100 amino acids. Lineage: Eukaryota; Viridiplantae; Streptophyta; Magnoliopsida; Cucurbitales; Cucurbitaceae. Gene Ontology annotation, biological process: response to auxin.
ACACUCCAAAAUUCCUUCAAAUUUUGAGCUAAAAAUGGUGAGUAGGGAGAGAUCAAGCCAAGGGAGCCCCAAAUUAGGUGUCCCAAAGGGGUAUUUGGCUAUUAAAGUUGGGCAUGAAAGUGAAGAAAAGCAAAGAUUUGUGGUGCCUGUCUUGUAUUUCAAUCACCCUUUGUUCAUGCAGCUGCUCAAGGAGGCUGAAGAGGAAUAUGGCUUUGAUCAAAAGGGAACCAUCACUAUUCCUUGUCAUGUGGACCAAUUUAGGUACGUCCAAGCCUUGAUUGAUCAAGAAAUCUCCUUCCAUUCGCCCCAUCUCCACGUUCCGUGCUUUCGGGUUUGACUCUUCACCCUCUUCUCGGGACUAUUCGAUAAAUUAUUCAAUGAGGUUGCUGCAUUGUGACUACCGUCUCGUCUCGUCUCGUCUCUCUAAAGAUGUCAGCUUGAACUCUUCUCUUCGUCUGUGUCUAAAUGUAUAAAAUUGGCUGAACUGUUCUCUUCGUCUGCGUCGUUCAAUAAUUUCGUUCGUCGCAGUAAAAUCUUUUUUUACCUUUUGUAGAGUUGUGUAAAUUUUGGGGGAUAAGUGAUGAAGGCAAAUGUGCCACCAAGUGUAAAAAGUGGAAUGGUUACAG